Molecule: messenger RNA, 984 nt
Organism: Adineta steineri
Lineage: Eukaryota; Metazoa; Rotifera; Eurotatoria; Adinetida; Adinetidae
Source: the annotation of a GenBank genome assembly
AUGGCAAUGUGUUUUAUUAUUGGUAUUGCAGUAGUACUUUAUAUAGGAUAUCGAAUAUAUCAACAUUUUUUUCCAACUCCAGACAUCGACGCACGUGGUAAAUAUGUUUUAAUUUCAGGAUGUGAUACUGGUUUUGGUCAUGGAUUAGCUAUUGAACUCGAUAAACAAGGUUUCAAUGUUUUUGCCGGUGUUUAUCUUCAAGAUAAUAUCAUUUCAUUACAAAAUCAACUUUCAUCCAAAGCAACUGUUUUUCAACUUGAUAUUACUAAUCAAGAUGAUAUUGAUGCUGCGUUUGAAUUAGUCAAUCAGAAAACAAAAUUUCUACAUGCACUCGUGAACAAUGCGGGAAUUUCUGCUGGAUAUAUGAUUGAUUGGACCUCCGUAGAUACGAUGCGUAAAGUAAUGGAUGUGAAUCAUUUUGGACAUGUUGCAGUGACAAAAAAAUUCUUACCAUUACUUAUUGCUAAACGUGGUUCGCGAGUGGUUAAUAUUUGUUCAGCUGCUGGUUAUCUUGCUGCAGCGGGUAUGUCAUCAUACUCUGCAUCGAAAUAUGCAUUAGAAUCAUUCAGUGAUUGUCUUCGACGUGAGAUGUUUCAUUGGGGUUUAAAAGUUAGUAUAAUCGAACCAGGAUAUAUGCGCACACCAAUUAUUGAAGGACUUGUUAAACCUUAUCCUCAAUUUCUAACUUCACUUCCAAAUGAUGUUCAAGAACGAUGGGGAGAAGAAUAUCUUAAAGGAUGGCACACUAAAAUGGGACAAAAUCCAUUAAGAAAAAUUGCAGAUGAUCCACUUAAAGUUGUUCGAGCACUUCAACAUGCUGUUAUGAACACAGUUCCUCAUAUUCGUUAUCGUCCAGGCUGGCAAUCAAGUCUUAUGCUUUUUCCAAUUUCAAUGUUACCAGCUUGGAUUGCUGAUCCUCUUCUACGAAAAUUAUUUAAGUCAACUCUUGUUCCAGCAAGUAUCCGCAAUCAAUUGAAAGAUUAA